AGUGAAGUGAAGUAAGUAACACUCUAACAUUAGACUUGGCAUCAGAUUCAGAUCCUCCGUCGCCAUCACCCCUAACCUCUUUUCCUUUCUGUAGCCCAUAAACUAACAGCAGCACCUCACCUUCAGAUCUAAAAAAAUGAGCAGCAACAGUAGCAGAACCGAACCCAUAGCCCAAAACAUCAUCAAACUCAUCAGCGAUCUCUGCUUCUCCGUCUUUGUCUUCUCUGUCUUAAUCUUCACCGUCAUAGCCAUAACCUACCAUCCCCCAGACCCAUGGCUCGAGUCCACCCCUGCCCUAACCAACCUCUUCACCCAAUCACAAAAUGCCACUUUCCGAAUCGACUCCUCCGUCCUCAAAACCGGCGAAGACCUCGCUCCCUCGCCGCAAGACCCUCCCCUCCCGUCGCCGCCACCCUCCGCCUCCGCCGUCACCGAAGCCGUCAUCGAGAAAUCCGAACAGCAAAUUGCCAACUCCACCGCUAACUCCACCGCUGAUUCCACCGACUCCACCGACGCGGCGCUUCCUUCUCCCCCCGCCUGCGACGGAACCAUAAACUGCUCCAACCCUCGCGUUCGUAUUGCUAUUCAGAGAUUCAACCUCCGCGCGUUCAAGUCCAUUGCCUUCUUCGACUACCAACCGCCGGUGAACGGCUCCGUCGCCGGCGAGUGCGACGUCGCUUGGCGCUUCCGGAACAAGCGCGAACGCUCCUGGCGCAAGUACCGCGACUUUCGCCGCUUCAAGAUCGCAGUCACCGACGACUGCAGGUACAAGGUGGUGCACGCCGGCGGCUGGCACUCCGGCGCCAAUGCUCGCCGGAAUAUGACGCGCUCCGGUGCCGCCAGGGGUGGUAAGACCCUGCCGCCGCGGGCUUCAGCCCGCGAUGAUGAGAUCAAUGACACGAUUCCGACUUUGGGAUCGGAGACUAAUUUUAGGAAUGGGAAGUAUUUGUAUUACUCGAGAGGUGGGGAUUACUGCAAGGGAAUGAAUCAUUAUUUGUGGAGUUUCUUGUGUGGAUUGGGGGAAGCUAUGUUUUUGAACAGGACUUUUGUUAUGGAUUUGAGUGUUUGUUUGGCUUCAACUUAUAACCCUAGUAACAAGGAUGAGGAGGGGAAGGAUUUUAGGUACUACUUCGAUUUCGAGCAUUUGAAGGAGACGGCUUCGAUUGUGGAGGAAGGUGAGUUUUUGAGGGAUUGGAAGAAUUGGGAUAAAACGCAUUUGAAGAAGAAGAAGAUUCCUGUUAGGAAGGUUGUCAAUCACAAGGUGACUCCUAUGCAGCUUAAGAAGGAUAAGAGUACGAUUAUAUGGAGGCAGUUUGAUGCGCCGGAGCCUGAAAAUUAUUGGUAUAGGGUUUGUGAAGGUGAGGCCGCUAAGAAUAUUCAGAGGCCUUGGCAUGCUGUGUGGAAAUCCAAGAGGUUGAUGAAUAUUGUUACUGAGAUUAGUGGAAGGUUGGACUGGGAUUUUGACGCCGUUCAUGUGGUUCGGGGAGAGAAAGCUCAGAACAAGGAGUUGUGGCCUCAUUUGGAUUAUGAUACGUCGCCGGAUGUUCUUGUCGAGAAGCUUAAAUGGAUGGUUCAGCCUUGGAGACAUUUGUACAUUGCCACCAAUGAGCCUUAUUAUAAUUACUUUGAUAAGUUGAGGUCAAAUUACAAGGUGCAUCUGCUUGAUGACUAUAAGGAGCUGUGGGGAAAUACAAGUGAGUGGUAUAACGAGACCACACUUCUCAACAAUGGAAAGCCUGUUGAGUUUGAUGGGUACAUGAGAGUUGCAGUGGAUACUGAGGUCUUUUACCGUGGAAAGACACGCGUGGAAACGUUCUACAAUUUGACUAAAGAUUGCAAGGAUGGAGUUAAUACAUGCUGAUCAGGAAUACCCAUUUUAGUGGUAGACUUCACUCCAUGCCACGGUCCACUGACGACACUACUUUGAGUUCAUUCUUAUACCUUGAGGAUCUUUUUUAGGCAAUCUAUAUGAAACCGUUGGUUGGAUGAAUCUUUUUUUCCUUGCACAUGACUUGUCAACAUCCCCACAAAGGUCUGUUUCAUUGAGAUUACAAAUUAAUCUGAAUGUAUUCCUUUUAAUGUGUGGCAUCUCUAAUUUGGUGCCACCUCUAGUUCAUGUUUCUGCAAAAACAAAAAUUGUUUCACAUUAGAGACAGCCGUGUUUUAGAAAAUGAAAUUGGUCAGGAUACCUUCCUCAUCA
Molecule: messenger RNA, 2200 nt
Organism: Glycine soja
Lineage: Eukaryota; Viridiplantae; Streptophyta; Magnoliopsida; Fabales; Fabaceae
Exons: 2
Coding region: 137-1861 (574 amino acids)
Cellular component (GO): Golgi apparatus
Source: RefSeq, a predicted model, not a curated record